UCCACUAAUUGCAUACCUUGGUCUAGUAGAAUAGCAUUUCCGAUGGACAUAUCACUAAAUCUUAAACCCUACCAUAAAUAUUCAUAGAACCAACAACUUGCCCAUUUCUUUUAUGGCAAAAGCUUACACCAGUCACCAGUCCAGGAAGGCAGGAACUAUUGGAGCUUUCAUGCGAAAUUUUAACCAAUUCUGACUCAGAGUGGUUAGUUAUCUGUGGUCAUACUUUCGCCCGUGCGACUGUUAGAUGAACCACCAACAAAACCAAACUUCUCCUACAUUAAUGGUUUGACUGGUAGUUUCAGUUUUCUCUUUCAGGACUUCCGCUCCAUGUGUCCGGGACAAGCGAAUUGUCACCAUUACCCUAAAAACCGCAGUCUGAUUUUUGAUGUCAUGAAAAUUCAAUAAAUAUGGAUCAACCUUUUCUUCCCAAGACAGGGCCAGAAGAAGAGUGCAGCAGACGGUCAUCAUCGAUAAGGAUCUCACCCGGGUACCUUGAUCUUGGCCAGUCACGACGCCAAUCCACGGCACAUCUCAUCACCAAUGAUGCCAUUAUCCCCAUCAUCACAACACCAAAAUCUUCCUCCUAUGUUAACCUCAUUGCCAACUUGAACAAGAAAAGAAAAAUCACUCGUCGCUCGCAUUCUGCUCCAUCAGUUUUCACUGAUGUUAGGGAAGCAUUUCAAGGUUCCGAAGACACAAAACCGGACUCAAAAUCAACUCCUUUCAUCGUCCGCCAAGCCUUCAUUUGGCUGAUUUUAUACGUAAUAACUGGUGUUUUGAUAUUCAUGACCAAUGGAAGUUUCAAGGGCACUGAAACUUUCAAGCCUGUAGAUGCCUUGUACUUCAUUGUGGUUACUCUAUGCACGAUUGGCUAUGGGGAUAUUGUCCCAGACACAACAUUUACAAAGCUUCUCACCUGUUUCUUUAUAUUGAUUGGUUUCGGAUUCAUUGAUAUUUUGCUUAAUGGGUUGGUUACUUACAUUUGUGAUAGACAAGAGUCAGUCCUUUUGAGCACAGUCGAUGAGAAUCAAUUCAACACGAUGGUUCAAACAUAUAUGAUAGAUAAAGCAAAAGGAAGAAUGAGAAUAAGAAUAAAAGUGUGCCUGGCUCUGGUUGUAGUCAUCGGCUGCAUCGCUAUAGGGACAGUAGCGGCGCAUUUUCUGGAAAACUUGGACUGGGUUAAUAGCUUUUAUCUCUCUGUUACAUCUGUGACAACUGUUGGUUACGGUGAUUUCAAUUUCACAACGGUAACAGGGAGGUCUUUUGCAAUUCUGUGGCUAAUGGUAAGUACAUUAGCUGUUGCAAGGGCAUUCCUAUACCUAACUGAGCUUAGGAUUGACAAGAGAAAUCGAAAAAUCGCGAAAUGGGUUCUUCAGAAGAAGAUGACGCUGGGGGAUUUGGUUGCAGCAGACCUCGAUAAUGAUGGAUCCAUCAGAUAUUUUGGGGCAAAAGAAAGACAUGAAAUUGUUGUUCAAUGACACUCUUAGAAAGGAACACAUUUCAAAUCUCUCCAGCAACAAAGGUCAAAGAAAAUGAUCAACAGAUUUUUAUCCUCCUUACUCAUGAAGCACCAAGAUUGAAAGAUAAGUACCACACUUGGUCAUACAUAGUUCCCAAUUACAGUGCCAAAUAAUUUCUACCAAGUCAGCCAUCCCUCUUAAUAGUAGUUGCCUAGUAGGUUACAUUAGGGUUGAGUAUGGGACAUAUAAUCAGUAACAGAGGCAUUUAAGUUUCAUAGUGGCCCGGCAGAGAUUCCAAUGAAGAGUAAACAGCUUAUAACGUAGAGAUAAUAGAUAAGAGGUAUAAUAUAGGAAUGAAGCAUGAGUAAUGAGCACAGAAAGCCACACUCUAAGUAUGGCUGCAUGAACUGAGUUAAGUUACGGGUUUGAAUUCGAACUUUAAGAAAGUAUCUACUAUGUGUGAAGUUUCUAAAUCAUCAUGAAUCUGAUAGUUUAUCAUGUUUACAAGUAUUUGUUUCAAUCAAACUCAGAAGGAAAUAACCACCUUCUCUCAUCAUCUCACUACAUCCCUGCUGUCUGUUUGAGGAGUCAUAUCAUAUAGCCAUUUGGAUGUUUACAUUUGCAUUAUCAGGUUCCUAUAUUUACACCAAUUUUUCGGCGGUUACUGAAUGUAAUAGAUCAUUUUGAUUCUCUAAUGGUUGCAGUAAAUCUGAAUUUGUAAUCUACAAGCUCAAGGAGAUGGGAAAGAUCGCAGAGAAGGACAUCCUGCAGAUCUGCAACCAAUUUGAUGCA
This is a messenger RNA of Durio zibethinus, 2252 nucleotides long. RefSeq names its product two-pore potassium channel 3-like. Gene Ontology annotation, biological process: potassium ion transmembrane transport; stabilization of membrane potential. Gene Ontology annotation, cellular component: plant-type vacuole membrane; plasma membrane. The record is from RefSeq and is a predicted model, not a curated record. Gene Ontology annotation, molecular function: outward rectifier potassium channel activity; potassium ion leak channel activity. Lineage: Eukaryota; Viridiplantae; Streptophyta; Magnoliopsida; Malvales; Malvaceae.